Cajanus cajan (pigeon pea) is the source of this 1253-nucleotide messenger RNA. RefSeq names its product 2-methylene-furan-3-one reductase. The record is from RefSeq and is a predicted model, not a curated record. Lineage: Eukaryota; Viridiplantae; Streptophyta; Magnoliopsida; Fabales; Fabaceae. Gene Ontology annotation, molecular function: oxidoreductase activity, acting on the CH-CH group of donors, NAD or NADP as acceptor; zinc ion binding.
AAAUAUAUAUACUACCCACCACAGAGUUCAACUGCAAACUAGGAACUCACAUCCUCUGACUUUUCCCUUCAGGCCACAUAGAAUAUGGCAAGCACUCCAAGCAUUCCAUCACUCAUAAAAGCUUGGGUCUACUAUGAAUAUGGGAACAUAGAAAAGAUUCUCAAAUUUGAAUCUAACAUACCUAUACCACACAUCAACGAGGAUCAGGUGCUCAUCAAGGUUGUGGCUGCAGGCCUUAAUCCUAUAGAUUAUAAGAGGGCUCUUGGCAUUUUCAAGGACACUGACUCUCCCUUUCCUACUGCUCCAGGGUUUGAUGUUGCUGGUGUGGUGGUAAGAGUGGGAAGUGAAGUGAGAAAAUUCAAGGUGGGGGAUGAAGUUUAUGGUGAUAUCCAUGAGUAUGCUGUGCGUCCAAAAUCCAUUGGGACUUUGGCAGAGUAUACUGUUGCUGAAGAGAAACUAUUGGCUCAUAAACCUUCCAAUUUGACCUUUAUUGAUGCUGCUGCUAUUCCUGCAGCCAUCAUCACCGCUUAUCAAGCACUUGAAAAACUGGAAUUCUCUGCUGGCAAAUCUAUUCUUGUUCUUGGAGGUGCUGGUGGAAUUGGAACCCUUGUUAUUCAGCUCGCCAAGCACGUUUUUGGCGCAUCUAAGGUUGCAGCCACUGCUAGUACUUUGAAACUGGAUUUGUUAAGGAACUUAGGAGCAGACUUGCCAAUUGAUUAUACAAAAGAGAAUUUUGAAGAACUGGAAGAGAAGUUUGAUGUAGUGUUCGAUACAGUAGGAGAGAGUGGCAAGGCAUUGAAGGCUAUAAAAGAAGGGGGCAAAGCUUUGUCAAUAGUACUACCUGUGUCUCCACCGGUUAUCCCUUUCUUUGUCAUUUCAAAUGGUGCUGUGUUGGAGAAAUUGCAACCUUACUUAGAAAGUGGGAAGGUGAAGGCAGUUUUGGAUCCUAAGAGUCCCUUUCCAUUUUCUCAGAUUGUGGAAGCAUUUGCAUACUUGAAGACAAAUAGAGCCAUUGGGAAAUUAGUCAUAGAUCAAAUUCCAUAAACAUACAUAACUAUAUAUGCAUAUAUAUACCAAGUUCUGCUGUGCAUUCUGACCUAAUUUGUGUUAUAAUGGCAAUAUUAAUAUAUGAGUGAUUAGGGGAGAGAGAGCACAGCUUUAGCAUUUUGUGUUCUAAUAAUGUCAGCAUUGCUAGACAAGGGAGUUUGCUAAUUGGUGGUAAUAAAAGAAUCUCGUAUUAAUUUGUGGAUGCA